Molecule: messenger RNA, 1554 nt
Organism: Apus apus (common swift)
Lineage: Eukaryota; Metazoa; Chordata; Aves; Apodiformes; Apodidae
Gene: AIG1
Product: androgen induced 1
Exons: 6
Coding region: 200-916 (238 amino acids)
Cellular component (GO): membrane; endomembrane system
Source: RefSeq, a predicted model, not a curated record
CCGCUCCGCCCCCCCCCCGGCCCGGCCCGGCCCGGCCGAACGCGGCGCGGGGCGCUCGGAGUCCCGCCCGCCCGGGCGCGCAGAGCCAGGCGCGCAGGCACCCGCAGACACCCGCACGCUCCGACACGGGCGCACGCGGAAGUGCACCCCGAGCCGGCUCGCAGCCCGCCGCCCCGGCCGCCCCGGCGCAGCGUGCAACAUGGCGCUGGUUCCCUGCCAGGUGCUGCACGCCGCCAUCCUCCUGUCCUAUUGCUCCAUCCUGUGCAAUUACAAGGCCAUUGACAUGCCCGCGCAUCAAACCUAUGGAGGCAGCUGGAAAUUUCUGACCUUCAUAGACCUGGUUAUCCAGGCUGUAUUCUUUGGGAUCUGCGUCUUGACUGACCUGUCCAGUCUUCUCACUAAAGGAAAUGACAAUCAAGAACAAGAGAGGCAGCUGAAAAAGCUGAUUUCCCUCCGUGACUGGAUGAUGGCUGUUCUGGCUUUCCCUGUCGGAGUGUUUGUUGUGACAAUGUUUUGGAGCAUCUAUAUCUAUGACAGGGAACUGGUUUACCCAAAGCUGCUCGAUAAUUUUAUACCAGCGUGGCUAAAUCAUGGAAUGCAUACAACAGUUUUGCCCUUUGUAUUAAUCGAGAUGAGAACAACACAUCAUCAGUAUCCCAGCAGGAGCUGUGGACUGGCUGCAGUGUCCACCUUCGCUGUUGGCUAUAUUUUAUGGAUGUGCUGGAUUCACCACGUUGCAGGAGUGUGGGUGUACCCACUUCUUGAGCACCUCAGCGCAGGUGUCAAAAUAAUCUUUUUUGCUGCUGCUACUGUAAUAAUUAACAUAUUCUACUUGGUGGGAGAGGCCCUGAACAACUACAUCUGGGAUACCCAAAAAUGUCUUGAAGAAGGAAAAGACAAGCCAAAACUGGACUGAACAAUAGAGGCAACAUGGAGGAUUGUUUAGUGUUCAAUGGAAGAUUUCUCAUCUCUAACAGAGGCUGACAAGAAGAGGAAUGUUUUGGAAAGGAGGAAGUUAGUUUAUUGGGCCCUUUGCUCGGUGCAAGGAUAUUUUGGGGUUUUAUAUGGAGGGAAAAUUAUUUCAGUUAAGAAUAAUAAUAAUGUUUCAACCUCCAUUCCUAUUUCUCCAUGCUUGCAUGUGACAUACACAUUUAAUAUGUAUAUUUAUCUCCACAACACUGUCCACAUGGAUUUCUUGCAUCGUAUGUCAUUAAAUCAUUAAGUCAUUAAAUCUUUUCACUUCCACCAAGAAAAGUAAGUGAAUUCUCUGUAUUGUUUGGGAAAAACUUAGCCAGGUAGGACUAAUACGGGGAAACAAAACAUUCCAAUAAAUUUCAAAGUACAAUAUAAAAAUACAGUAGGAGUUAAUUGCAUGAAUGUAUCUGAAGAAUUCAAUCUGACUGAAAUAUUAAUGUAACACAGUGUAACAGCUGCCUUACGUCAGUGAUGUUAAUAAUUUCAUCAGUCCAGUUAAAUCUUAUUUACAGUGUUAGACUAUCUAAAUAUGAUGCAACUUUUCUUAAGCGGGCCUAAAUAAAGAUCUGAUUAUCCUUG